Plutella xylostella (diamondback moth) is the source of this 10246-nucleotide messenger RNA. RefSeq lists its product as uncharacterized. NCBI's taxonomy places the organism in Eukaryota, Metazoa, Arthropoda, Insecta, Lepidoptera, Plutellidae. Gene Ontology annotation, cellular component: extracellular region. Gene Ontology annotation, molecular function: protein binding. The record is from RefSeq and is a predicted model, not a curated record.
GAACAGUUCAAACGCGCGGCGUGCGCUUCUCACAGUAGACGGUCUCGCGGACUCAGCUCGAGCGGCGGCAGUGCAGUGUGCAGUGCGAUCAGUGAGUGCUCCAGUGCCGCAGCGACCGCCGCGCCGCCCACACGCAGACACACAGGCGGACCACAGAGGAGGCGGCGGCAGAUGGAUCGGCGGCGCGCAGCGGGGGCGCUGCUCGCGCUGGCCGCGUGUCUCACGUGCGCUAAUGCAGCACCAACGACAAGCAACCAAACGACACUAGAUUUAUACGACUCAGACACAUCAAAUGGCUGCUACUACAACUUCCAGCACUACGGCGAGGGCGACCGCAUCAUGACCAACGAGCCGUGCCUCAACUGCACGUGCCACAACCGCAUGCUCAUGUGCUACCUGCGCGUGUGCCCCUUCACCAAGCCCAUCGGCCAGGACUGCACCGUGGAGAAGCGGGCCGACCAGUGCUGCCCCAUCGUCACCUGCCCGGACGUUCCAGUCGACCUGCUGACGUCGACGACCACGUCUCCGGCGGAGUAUGGCACGACAGGCGUCGGCCGGCUGGACAAGUAUGGGUGCACCAUCAACAACAAGUUCUUCCCGGAAGGCUCCAAGGUGCCGCCGUCGCCCAACAAGCCCUGCGAGCACUGCUACUGCAUCCGCAACAUGACCACGUGUGUGAUGCAGGAGUGUACGCUACAUGUGGACGGAUGCACGCCGAUAUAUCUGAAAGACGUCUGCUGCCCUGUACGAUACUCUUGUGAUCAUGCCGAAGAUGAAAUACCUCUGUUGGAUGACAUGACGACGACCGUGCGUCCGACGCCCGGCUUCCUGCUGACCACCACGACCAUGGCCUCCGCCACGCAGGUGCCCAUGGACUGCGUGCACGACGACCAGAUCUUCCCCGACGGCGCGCUCAUCAAGACGGAGAAGGCGUGUGAACACUGCUACUGCAUGAAGGGAGACAUCGUGUGCGUGGUGCAGGAGUGCGGCACCCCCAUGGAGAACGAGGGCAAGAACUGCUCCUCCAUGCCGCCGCGCGAGGGCCAAUGCUGCCCCGACACCUACAUCUGCGAGGGCGACAACGAACUCCAAACCGACGACAUCACGACAACAUUGAUUCCUCCCAGACGUCCUGGUGUCGAAGGCAGUGGAUACAGAAACGAAGAUCAGUACACUCAACCUCCGAUCAUUGUGCCGGAACCGGAAGGCAGUGGAUUAGAAGGCAGCGGAGUUGAAGGCAGCGGUGACGAAGAAAAGAUGGAUAUUCCAAGUGAAACUGGUGAUAUAGCUACUACAACGGGUAAACCAUUAAUAAUUGAUGAUAGUGAUUUAAUUAUGACAACAGAACGAGCUUCCAUUAAUGAAUCAGUCGAAAAAUCUACUACUGAACCAGACAAAGGAGAAAACACAGUUCCAAGUGAAGAAGAUCACACUACAAGUUCACCAAUAAUUGUUACAACAAUGAGCGAUAGUAUUCCUGAAGAUGAUAAAACUCAGGGAUCUUCCCAAGACAAAUAUGUACCUGAGGUACCACCGACAAAGGUUGAGCCGGAAACUGAACAAAAGACUGAAGUUCCUUUCGAUGACAAGACAGAUGCUCCAGAAACUGAACAAAAGACUGAAGUUUCUUUCGAUCACAAGACAGAUGCUCCAGAAACUGAACAAAAGACUGAGACACCUUUGGAAGAUACCUUGGAAGAGAAACCAGAUAAAGAAGUGCACGAUAUCGAACAAAAGACUGAGGCUCCUCAAAUUGAAGAGAAGCUACACGAUGUAACUCCAACAGAAGAUAUUAAAACAGACAAAACUCCUACAGAUGAAAAACAAGAACUACCGGUUACUACCAGUAUACCUGAAAUGUACACAACCGAUUUGCCAGAGAGCACUAGUCAACAUGAUGAUCAGUACACAGCAACAACAGCACAAGGACAAAAAGAAGAUGACCAGAAAAUCGCCUUAUCUGAAUCUAGUUCUACUGAACACCCUACUUACAUUACUCCUGAUUCAGAAUCCGAUACAACAGAAAAAUCUCACUUGAUUGAUACACAAACCACAGCUUCAUUUGAAGAAAAGGAAUCUAAAACGACUACAGUUUUAUUACCCGAUGACGUUAAAGCAUCUGAAACUGUUAAACCUACUGAGCCAACCGAAGUAGACAGUACAACAGCUGGUGAUCAUAUUAAGGCCUCAGAAAGUACAGAAACAGGAUCUGAUGAAUCUCACAUGGUUACUACUAGUAAAUAUGAAAUACCAGAGACCACAUCAGUGAAUCCGAUAGAAAAUGAAAUUCAAGAAGAAAUCACACCAGAACAAUCUCCUGGAAUUAUACCUGGUGAAGGAAACUGUCUCGUCAAUGGAAUAACAUAUGGAAAUGACAGUAUGGUACCUAGCUUACACAAGUGUCAAGCGAAUUGUAGGUGUAUGAGUAGCAUAGUAAAAUGUGAUCCAAUCAUUUGCUCGGGUCCGCCAGAAAAUAUGUUGAAUUGUGAAUCCAUAUAUGACACUGUUGACACAUGCUGCCCUACUUACGUGUGUGAUAAUGGAAAGGAGACAAUCCCACCUCAGUCACAUAGUCAAAUGGCUGGAACGGAAAGCCCUACUACUCAAGACGUAUCUUGUGAAGGUGAACAGUGCAAGCCCCAACAAGAAUUGCCUUCCAAAAUUCCUUCUACCCCAGAUGUAUCUUGUGAUGGUGAAAAAUGCAAGCCAGAACAAGAAGUGCCUUCAGAUUCUAUCCCACAAUGCCUAUCAAGCGAUUGCUCAGAGUCAGACAAAAAAGAUUCCACACCUGUUUCGGAACCGGCUGCAACCAAACAACCAGAAGUUUGCUUGGAUGGCACGUGCAUUUCAUCAUCAGAAGACUGCAAAGGUGAUCACUGUCAAUUACCUGGAGGUAAGAAAGAUGACGAACCAUGCAAAGAUGGUAGUUGUGGCGUACCGGCGCAGAUACCCUGCGAAGGGACAAGCUGUACUUCUGAUUCAUCUCCUACAGACGGCGUUUCUGACUGUGGUAAUGAUGGAAGUUGUGUACAAACUGCAGACGCAUCUCCAACUUGUGAAGGAGAAUCCUGUUCUCAAGAGCCCACGGUACAGCCUAUUGAUGUUAUUAAGCCAGACAUGUCAUGUAGUGAUGCCGAAUGUAAGGAAGAACCCUCAAAAGAGCAAGUACCACAAUCCGAAUGUACCGAGGAAUCUUGUACAAAGAAAGAUGAAGCUGGACUUGGCAACAAGUUUGGCAGUGAAGGUGAGGCAAUCAAACCUGAACCAGAAUCAAAUGAUUUGUCAACCGAACCAGCUAUUUCUUCUAAUGCGCCCAUCACAGAGGCUCCAGUACCAUCUAUAAUAGAAGAAGAUGGCAGACAAACACAAUCUCCUAUUUCUGAGGAAGAUUCAAGCUCUAAGAUUCCUGAGGACUCAGUAACAGAAUCACAAAAACAAGAUGAUUUAAUCACUGAUUCUGAAAAACUUGAACCUGAAUCUGAUAAAAUGGAUGUUACGGAUGCACCUAUUAUAACCGAAAGUGAGAAGCCUGAUGAUGAUAAAUCAACAGAUGAAAUGAUGACCAAACCCGAUGCUUAUGAUAAUGUAGUGACAGUUGCACCUGCAGAGUUCUCUGAACAACCACCUACUGAUUUAACGGGAACAAAACUUGAUGAGGCAACUAUUGGUACAACAUUAGCCGCCAAUAUUGAGUCAGAAAAGGCCACGACAGAACCCACAUUUGCUAAAGAGACUCAACCUCAACAGUUUGAUAGUACAAGUCAAACUCCAUUAGAAAAGGAUCCAAAUGCACAAGAACAAACCCCAGCCCAAGAAGAUCAAACAACUGAGGCACAUGGUAUUAAGAAUGACGAACACCCAGUAGCAACAGUUGAACCAUCAAUUUCGGAAACCAGUGAACCUUCCGAAACUGUGGCACCUGUGCAAGACGAGAGGGCAACACCAAUUCCAGAUGUAGCUAUGUCAGAACAAGAGACCCCACAAUCACCUAUUACUGAAAAACAACCAGAGGCAACUAAACCAUCAAUUGAAAGUGCUACAGAAUCGAUUGAAAAAGCCACGGAGCUGCCAGAGUCUGCAUCAUCAGCAGAAGAUAUUCCUGAAUCUCCUGUCACAGAAUCUCUUGAAAAGGUUACAGAAGCGGCGAUACCAGUAGAGUCUGCAACAGAACAAGUGAAGCAAACCACAUAUGCUCCUAGUGAAGAACAACCAGAAUCAGCAACAAUUGCACCACAGUCACCAUCCUUUGAAGAAUCGCCAGCUACCGAGUCGAUCGAUGUAGUAACUAAAGCUACGGAAGUACCAACUGAUAAACCUACAUAUGUCACUGAAAGUGUAGAUAUGGAAACAAAGGUACCCGAAGAACCAGCCCAAGACGAACAGUCACCAGAAAUGCCCAGUGUCACAGUUUCCGAUGAAUCAGCAACUCAAUCUCCCAAAUCACCAGUUGGACAGGAGUCACCAGAUGUACCAGUUUUGGUUGAUGAGGUUCCUGUUACUGUAUCACAAGACCAGCCCGCUGAAGAAAUGGUACCAAGUGAAAAAACAACAGCGUCUCCUGUAUUGGGACAAGAAGUUCCAGAGGCGCCCGUCACUGAAUCUCAAUUACUAGAAACUGAGGCACCUGUGUUUGGAAACGAUGAUAAGAUGCCCGAAUCAUCUGUAUCCGAGGCUCAAGAAUCUGUGACGCAGGCUUCUGAAUCGCCAGUUACCGAGUCACAAGAUAAAAUAACAGAUGUACCAGAUUUAUCAGUUACUCGUAAAGUAAUGAAUGAAUUACCCAAAGUGGAAUCUCAAGAAAAGGUAACAGAUCUACCGGAACCUUCAGUCACAAUCAAAGAAAGUCCGAUUACUGAAAAAUCUGAAGCAGCCGAUAGCUCAGAAUCUUCUAUAACCGAGGAAAGUAUUCCUGUCAAAUCCGAUUCUGAAACGCAAGAAGCCACCGAAGCACCUAAACUACCAGUGACUGAUAAGAUGCCGGAAUUACCGGCUACAGAAUCACAAGAAAAGCCCACUGAGAUUCCUCAAGUUUCAGUCGCUGAAACAGAAUCAACAGAGUCUCCAAUGACAGAAUCCCAUGAAAUAACAACGAUAGCUUCAGAAAAGUCACCAGAACAAGAACAAGAAGUCGAAAAACCAGAUGCACCACUCGACUCCGAGAAGCAAGAAGAGUCCAAGGAGCCAGCGACCGAACAGGCGGAAAGGGCUACCGAAGCCACUGAACAGGCAGAAAAGGAGCCAGAGCUCACUACGGAAAAGCAUGAAAAGGUAACCAAAGCACCUGGAGACUCUGUAACAGAGUCUGAUGUCACAGAGUCACAAGAAAAGGUAACGGAAACUGCAGUUGAAGCUGAAGAAAAACCGGAUUCUCCUGAACAGACCACCGAUACUGCUGAAAUUGAUAAACAACCUGAAUCUGCUGUGACAGAAUCACAAGAACAGACAACUGCUGCUCAACCCAUGAGUGAAGAAUCUCCAGCUCCAUCUGUAACUGAACAACAAGGCAAAUCAACCGAGGCUCCAGAAUCAUCCGUAGAAUCUCAUGAUACAGACGCCCCUGUUCAGUCUCUAGUCACUGAACAGCAAGUAACGGCCACGGAGAGUCCAGAAACACCAAUCCAAACUUCUGAUGUGGAGCCACCAGUUACUGAAAAGCAAUAUACGGCCACUGAAGAACAUGACAAAGAAACUGAGGCACCAGAGGCUGUUACAGAAUCUGUUUCGGAACCCGCAGCCACCGAACAACAAGUGAAAGCAACCGAGGCGCCUAAACCACUUGAACCAGAACAACAAGAAAAGGCAACUGAGAUUCCAGAAACAUUAUUUGAACCUUCUGCCACUGAAAAGCAGGAAAUGGCUACAGAGGACUUGAUGCCAGUCAAACCAUCUUCUACAGAAUCUGAAAAGCCUUCUGAACAAGAUAAAGCAACGGAAGUCCCAGAAACAACAUUAGAGCCGGAACAACAUGAUAAGGAAACAGAGUCUCCUGAACUUUUUGCUACUGAAAAACAAGAGUCGGCGACAGAGGGAGUAGAAAUUACAGCCCAGUCAUCUGCUACUGAAUCAUCAGUGGCAACUUCUGCCACUGAGCCACAAGAGUUAGCAACAAUGGCCCCAGAAACACCAAUUAAACAUACUGACGCUGAAGAACAAGGUAUAUCAGAAACACCAAUUCAACCUGAACAAGAAAAAAAGGCAACAGACGUCUCUGUAUCACCAACUGAAUCUUCGGUUACCGAAAAAUUAGAUAAAGCAACAGAGGCCCCACAAAUGGCAAUUGAUUCUUCUGUCACUGAACAGGAAAGUAAGGCUACAGAAAUCCCAGAAACACCAGUGACAUCUGAACAACAAGAGAAGGCUACCGAGGCUCCAGAACCACCUGCUCUCACUGAAGAACAAGAAAAGGCAACUGAAGUACCCGAAACACCAACUGAAUCAUCUGCCACUGAACAACCAAAUAAGAUGACAGAAGCUCCAGAAACACCACUUAAAUCUGAAGAACAGGAGCAGGCAACGGAGGCUCCAGAAGGAACAUUUGAACCUUCCGCUCCUGAACAACAAGAAAAAGCAACUAUUGCGCCUGAAAUACCAGUUGACUCUGAACAACAAGAAAAGGCAACUAUUGCACCUGAAACACCAGUUAACUCUGAACAAGAAGAAAAAGCAACUAUUGCACCUGAAACCCCAGUUGACUCAGAACAACAAGAAAAGGCCACGGAACCUUCAGUAUCACCGAUGGCAUCUUCUUCAACUGAACCAGAAGAAAAGGCAACUGAGGCACCAGAAACACCACUUGGCCCAUCUGACACUGAAAAAGUUGACACUAUUACAGACGCCACUGAAAUACCAGUCCAGCCAUCAGCAACAGAAUCAUCAGCUGUGCCUUCCGCAACUGAACAACAAGACAUUGCAACUGUCGAACCAGAAACAACAUACGAACCUGAGCAACAUGGAAAGGUUACUGAGGCACCAGAAACUUCGGCUCAACCCAUCGCCACAGAACAACAAGACAAGGCUACCGAGGUGCCAGUAAUGAUGGAGCAUCCUUCUGCCACGGAAUCAUCUGAGCCCAUCGCUACUGAAAUAUCAGACAAGGCAACUGAGAUCCCAGAAAAAUCACAUGAAACUGAAGAACAAGAUAAGGUCACAGAACCUACCGAUUCAGAAUCAUCUGACAUGGCUACGGAAGCACCAUCAGUUAUUGUUGGAGUGAGUGAAGACACGGAAGACCAGCAAGACCAGGUUACUGAAAAACCAGCGAUGAUUGAAGAAACUGAAGGAGAAAAACACCCAGAAUUGCCAGUUUCAGAGCAAGAACCAGUUUCUUCAGCUACCGAACCACAAGAGAGAGCUACUGAUAAACCUGAAGCGCAGGAGAAGUUUACCGAAUAUCCUUCAUCUGUGUUGCCAGAGGAAGAAAAACCUGUCUCACCAGAAAAAGAACCAGAACCAGCAGGUCCUGAAGCAGUUGAACCUUCUGUUACUGAAUCAUCGGAAACGAUCGCGCCUACUGCUGAGUCUGAAUCGGAACCCGAGAGCCAGGAGUCUCCAGUUACCGAACCACAAGAACUAGUCACUGCAGUCCCAGAAGUUUCCAAGAUGCCAGAAACAUCAUCUGCUACCGAAUCAGAUACGAUAAGUGACGAGGAACCAAAGACACCUACACCGGAGCCGAAAUUAGAGUACUCAGAAACCACUCCCUACUUAAUUGAGCUCGAAGAACACACGCACAAAAUGGAGGACGAAAGCACGACAAGUAUCUUGGAUGACACAGCUACCUCGCAACCUCCUUCGCUAGACGAACAGGCUGAUGAGAAACCGUCAGACGCCACUGACAAGCCUCACGACGUCCUUGAAGCGGAACCCACCACCGCGGCACCAGCGUCCGAACAAGAACCUGCUUCUACCGCGGCUGGCAUGAUCGACUCCAAGUACGGAGAACCGGAGCAACAGCCUGAAAAAGAAGCGGAACCGACGGCUGCUCCUGAAAGUGAAAUGCCCGCUGAGACUGAAAGAUACCCAUCGGCGCCAAGCACGGACAAACCAUUUGAAAGCAGCUCGGAAGAACCCAGUGCACCUGAAGAUGAAAUUCAGUCAGCUCCGACCACGAAACAGCCAGAGCCACUGGCUACCGAAGCCACCACGACCACCACGACUGAAGCCCCGCGCCCGACGACGAGCAGCCACCAGGAGCCGCCGCUGCCCGAGGACGAGGCGCAGUUCCCGCCCAGCGGCGCCGGCUACGGCCAGGAGCCCGACUACGGCGACGACGACCAGGCCUUCGGCCCCGGCACGUGCCGCUACGGCGGCAAGGUGUACGUGUCGGCGCAGCAGAUCCCGCGCGACGACCCCUGUGACUUCUGCUUCUGCUUCCGGAGCGACAUCAUCUGCCUGCAGCAGAGCUGUCCACCGCCCAUCCACGGCUGCCACGAGGAGCCCAUCCAGGGCUUCUGCUGCCCGCGCUACGAGUGCCCCGUGUCCAUGGCGGCCACGCUCAACGUGACCACCACCAGCACCACCACCACCACCACGCUGCCGCCGCACUUCCUGCCCGGCGCCUACAAGGGGCAGGUGCAGCGCCGCGGCUGCCAGAUCAAGGGACACACCUACAAGGUCGGCGAGGUCGUCCGCGCUUCCUCGGGGCCCUGCUUACAUUGCACAUGCGGCGGCGACGGGCAGAUGAAGUGCGACCCCAAGGUGUGCACUCCGGAGCCCAUGCUGCGGCAGAUGAUCGCGGCCGCCGUGUCCGCGCGGCGCCGCAGGUGAAACGCCGACGACUCACCCACUCAUCGAAUGCCUCAUCGUCACAUGGACUAAGCGACCUGUGAGAUCCCAUCAAUAUUUAUAUUAUGCACAAGAAAAAUGCUCAAAUGUGAAAAUACCGACGGAAAAGGAGUAGCGUAAGAUUUCGUGUCAUAUAUGGUAACAUUACAUAUUACUUUUUACUUUUCAUAAUACGUCGCGGCACACACAACCCGAUUUAAAACAAACAACAUUGACUGUGAUUAAAAUAUUAAAUUUAACUUAUUUUCUAAAUCUGAUUUGUUAACAUUAUUCGAGUCUUUUGUCUUAAUCUUAAGACUAAUUUAUUGUUAUAUUUAUCUCUCUCUUAACGAACGUUAGUGCCAAACGAUAGUGCUAGGUUGUAAACAACUUUGCGUCUUAUGAUAAAGAUGAUUCAAAAUUAUUCAUAGUAUAAAAUGUACGCAUUUGUAAUGAAACGGCUCGGGCCCCGGUCCGGUCCUGUUAUAGAUCGCCGAAAUCUUGACCAUUUAUUGUGUAUGUACAAUUAUUGUUUUACCGAUAUAAGUUUAGUCAAUUUAUUUUUUACACGAUGUUACGAAGCGACCUAGUAUCGUGUAAAUAUAAAGUAUCUUAAGAAUCCUGAUGUUGUAAAUGCCUUACUUAUUUUGUAAUAAUUUAUCUAGUAUAGGUGUAUAGUACUUAAGCCAUGUUUUGAGACCAGUGAAUAUUAUAAUUUAGAAGUAAACGAAGCCCUUCAUGAUAAUUGAUCUAGAGUGAGAAGCGGCGGCCGACGCCCGCCCGUACAGCGCGCCUUGGCCGCCGCGUCUCUAGCGUCUCCGAGCGGCGCCGCGACACACCGCGACACACCGCGACACACCACGCGACCCGCGGCGCGGCGCGACAGAAAGUGACCACUCGCUUGUUUUCUGUCGCCCGCGCCGCUCCGCUCAUUACUGGCACAAUAGUGAUAAUAAAAGAUUUAUUAAUCGCCUUUUGUAAAGAACUUUUACAAUAUGACUCUAACAUAUUGUACGACUUUUGUAAGUUUUGAUACGAAAGUGCUGGUAGAGUUUUAAACGAAUCCCCAGACAUAGGUCGGUACGGAAGCGGCGGACUGUUGCGACCGCGGCGGUCUCUCGGCAGACCGGGCGGUCGCAUUAAUCCGUACCCACCUUGAUCUGCUAUGUAGGUUGUAGUUAUAUUUCGUCUUUAUUUAUUUAAAAUUGUAGAAAUAGUAAUUUGAUUUAAAUCGUGACGGAAAACAGCAUGACUGUACUUAUAUCAAAAUAAUUGUAGUCAAAAGUGCAACAAUUACAGUCCAAAGUUUUUUUUUUAUAUAAAAAAUCUCUAGAUAGGAAGUAUUUUAUAUCAAAACAUGUUUUAUUUUGGAGUCACCCAAAGUCAAUGAAAACAAUGUGUUAACUAGGUACAAAGUGGUUAUGUUUGUAAUGCAGUAGACCCGGAACGAUUUAUGAAAUAAAAUAUUCCAAAUGAUAAAACA